AUGCUCAAGCGACCUGCAGGCGUCCUUCAAGGGGACAAGAUCUGGCUCUUCGAUGGUCAGUACGUUUCGGCAAACCCGAUGGAUCGGUUGCACCAGUCCGAAAUCUUUCGCAUCUUGCUGGUUUCCUUUGUCAGCAUGGCUUUUUGGGAGCACGUCAUUACUCUUGGAGAGGAGUUUGAGAGGUGGAAGCAGAUCAAAAGAGGUCAAUUUCGCUUUAUAAACUGGGCUUUCAUGGCUUCCCGCUACACCGUCAUCGUCGUCUGCGCUGUAGCGAUAGCGUUCGUUUUUGCGCCCGUAGACAGCGACAUGGGCUGCCAAGCCUUGUUGACGACCAUCAUGACCUGCUGCACCCUCAAUUACGCAGCCAUGUGCGUGAUUCUAGGCAUCCGCAUCAUCGCGCUGCACCAGGGCCAACUGAGAGUAGCAGUGCCAUACGGCAUCAUAGCGCUCACUACGGUCGCCAUAUAUGCGUCGAGCGUUCCCUACUUUGGCGCGCUGCUAGUGCCACGAAGCGACCUGGAGCUAGACCCGUACGGUCUAAGAUGCGCAAAUCUGACAGUCAACGUCGUCGCUCGCGCAAGGGGCUUCCUUGCCGCUGCUGCACUAGACGUCGUGGCUGCCGUUCUUGCUUACUGGGGAGUGGCAAAGUCCAUCUUGCCAGCACCAAAAGACUCUGGCUUGCCCGACUAUCGCGGCCACUUUAUAUCGCCUACAAGAAUGCAAUUUCCCGAGCUGACGCACGCGACGCUCGCAUCCAGACAGCGCACCGUCAUCAACGCAGAUCCGCGCAUCCGAGUGCUCCCUGAGCUACCCAACGUGACGCAGGAGAUCAAGAACGCUGCCAGCGCACCGCGAGAUUCCGAUGUGACUAGGUCGGGCGACUACGACAUGCCUAGACCCAUGUCGCCCUUGAACAGUCCACCGCGUCGAAGCGACAGCUCUCGACGGAAUCGGCUGCGGGGCUUGGUGCGACGCGAGCCAAAGACCAGUCUUUGCGACAAGACCUCCGACUUUGAGAGCCAUUGGGAUGGACAGUCCCAUGGAUUGACUCGAAAGACGUCUGCAAAUGUAGCUGCUCGUCAAUUCGGUCUACAACACGCCACGGGACCGUCAAAAAGCUCGCGUGCACCACUCACCAUGAAUGCAGACGACAUCUCCAGCACGGAUAGUCUCGUCGCUUCGACGAACCUGCACACUACCAGCUCGCAGGGCCAGCUCCAAAUCCUUCCUGCACAGUCCCGCGCUUACUACCCCCCUUUAGGCGCAACGCCCGAGACGACAAUGGGUGGGCGAGGAGCUUCGUCAUACUCUGUCAGCGCAGAUGCAAGGCACCCAAAGACCGCUUCGAGCGCGCGUCCCGCGCAGACAUCGGUCUCGCAUCACGAGCAGUCCCGCAAGUUUAGUUCGCUGCAGGAGCCCCCUGAAGAAGAUCAAGGCACUGCAAGCGUAGACACGCCUGCAUGGUACACUCCAGUCAUCCACCCACCCACCGAGGACGACGGGGCCGUAUCGGAACGCAUCCUCUCGGGCAUGUCUGACGAGACGAUUACCGACCUUGCAGGCGCAAAUAACCACAUGUCGACCACGACGAUGGGCUCUGCCCGCUCCAUCGCAACGAGCGAGGUGGCGCACGAAGGCGAUCAGAUGCAUUGCCCAUCCAACUCUCGGAUGAGCAUCAAUACGGCGCUGAGCUUUGGUACGAAAGUACCGCAAGGCGACUCCACAAAAACUCCCGGCCAUGGCGCCCGCGCUGCGGCUGCGGCUGCUGAUCACGCUCGCCCCAAGGAGCGAGCUUGGAUCAAGCUUGGGCUGCAGCUGAUCUGGGUUUGGCGUGGCGACGAGCGGGAGAAGAGGCGAGCGCGUCAACCACCACGCAUUCUUCCGAAGCUCACGAAGAGCGCAGACCGACGUGGGGAUGGAGUCGAGCCCCACCCAAAAGGCCGACCGGAUGAGGGCGCAGCAGCAGAAGAUCCAAGAACGAGCGCGAUCGACAUCAUGACCACCAUCGAUACCCCGUCUCCCAUAGAUCCGAUCCCUCCCACCCGCGCAGACAUGUCCUUUUCAGACAUUGCCUCGGGAGCCGACUGUGGCCCCACCAACGGGCUGCAAGCUCUGGGCAAGAGGUUUGGCGCAGAUCGCAGCUCCCAGCAGGACAGGUACAACAAUGCUGGGGCGGGCUCCUCUUCGGGUAGCCCUCGUCAUGGUCAAGCUUUAGGCCAAGACUUUGGCUUUGCUGCAGCCCAGCAUGGCUCUCAACAACAGCCUUUCGAUCUCGCUCCGUUGGGCGGCGCUUUGCCCUUUGCCGGUCCCGUGGGCCCUGCUGGUGCUCACCUUGCGCCGUUCAACCAUUCUGCUGCCUUUGAUUCUGCUUUCAAGGCUCCUCAACAGGCUCAACCCCACUCCACCAACGGCUGGGCCUCGGAGUUUGGCGCUCCGGGCCUCCAGCAUGGACUUUCACAGCGCAGCUCGCCACAAUCGCAGUCGCCGCAGCCUUUCAUGGAGAGCCAGCGCCAGCACGCUCCUCAAGAGGCGCAGCCCCACUAUACUCAUGGUAGCAGCUUGUUUCAGCCUCGCUUCGCAGGGAGAUCUGCAGCUUUGACCCCGUUCGGCGGUCACCAUGCAGCAAGUCAAUCCCAACAGCAGCGAGGGGAUGCAUAUGCCCACGUAGAUCAAUCGUCGUGGGACUCGGCGUUCACGUCUUACGACCAAGAUGCAGCCUCCAGCACCAGAGAGGCACACGUCGCCCCAUUGUUGGGUCCUCAGGUCGGUCCGGACAGCAAGCCAGAGCUCAACAAUGGGCAAGGGGAUGAGCUUGCGCGCACCGCUGGAAGACUCGUCUCCACCGUCGAUCACGAGACGUCGGAUAAGUUCAAGGGCAGCCAGUUCCUUGGUCUCAUGCGCAAGCUAAGAGAUCGCCAAGCAGGCAUACAAGGCAACGAAAUUGUGGAUCAGAGCAUCGAUACGCAGAGCGCUGCUCAAACCGACAAGGGAAAGGCACGAGAGGUGUCCACUAGUUCACUUGGGAGCGAUCAGACGCAGGCGACGCCUCGAAACGCGCAAGAGGCUUACGCUCAAGCCAAAGCACAGCUUUCGCAAGGCCAGACGGGUCAGCUUGGGAUGAGCAGUCAGCGCGGUGCUGUGCGCUCAGGCUCGGCUCAGCAGGGCGAUCGAACGGCCCUUGACGAGAUGUGGGCAGAAGAGGAUGCACGCAGCGAGGCCAUCGAACGCGAAGCGAGAGAGCGUGCGGCACGAGCGUUCAGUGGAGAUGGAGGAAAUGUCGCGGCGAGAAUGAUGGAGGACGAUAUCGAGGCGCGGGAAUACGCAAAGUAUGCCCGGUACAGCCGCAUACCUGGCGCCCAACAAUCGAGCACUGGCUGGGAGGAAAAUCUCGAAGAGCAGGAAAAGGAGGAGGGAGGGGACUUUGUCGGUCGAUCUUGGUCAGGACGAGCUGGACGAGGAGUGUCUGGAGCUCAGAGCGCAGAGUGGGACAAGCUGCAAAGCGACUGGGAUCAGUGGAUGGCUGGUCCCACGGGCUUGGAGAAUGCCGCUGCGAGGGCACACGUUCGUCGCAGCAAGCCAGAGAGCGCUGCGAGCGCCCCAGCAUAUCGCUUCCAAGCCGACAAUCCCUACGUCGGCACCACGCACACACACGCGAGCCAUGUUGCCGCGGAGCAAGAGCUCUCGCACGACCUGCGGAGCCUGCUCGAACGUGAGGCCGCUGUUCAAGCGGAUCCUCAGGAUGCGUCCGCGUGGUUAGAUCUUGGCGUCAAGCAGCAAGAAAACGAAAGAGAAGGCUUGGCCAUUGCUGCUCUGCACCGAGCCAUCGAGAUUAAUCCUGCGCUGAGCGAUGCGUGGUUAGCGCUGGCUGUAAGCUACACGAACGAGAACGAUCGCCCAGCUGCACUGGAAGCGACGGAGCGCUGGAUACAUACCCUCGAUCAGUAUGCCGCCGUAGUGCGCGCGCAUGAAGCCUCUGCUGCGACGAGCGGAUCUGAGAUCGCUAGCCUGGUCGAACGCCAUGCUCGCAUUACCAGCACGCUUAUGGCCAUAGCUAGAGCAGGACCGCCGAGCAAUGCCGGAGGUGCUGUGGUAGACGCCGACAUCCAAGUAGCCCUUGGCGUCCUCUUCAACGCGUCCGAGGAUUACGACAAGGCAGUGGAUUGCUUCUCUGCCGCACUAAGCGUUCGUCCGAACGACUGGCUGCUAUACAACCGACUUGGGGCCACUUUGAGCAACUCGGGCAGGAGCGCCGAAGCUGUGGAUUACUAUCACCAUGCGUUGGAGCUGCAGCCCGGGUUCGUCAGGUGCCACUUUAAUCUGAGCAUUUCUUGUCUCAAUCUCAAGAUGUAUCGGGAUGCAGCAUCGCACAUCUACACUGCCCUGACACUGCAGUCCACCGACGAGGCCGCCGCCUCGACUCCUCAAGCACAGUCUCUCGACGUCAACGAGUCCGGCGUGACUUCUAGCGCGCUCUGGGAGACUCUGCGAGUGGCUCUGGAGCUGCUCAACCGACCGGAUCUGGCCAACCUCACUGCUCGCAGGGAUAUUCACGCUUUCGACCCGGCCGACUUUUUCCCAGCCGAGGAGACUCGGUCCUCUGACGAGGGGUUCGGAGAAUACUCUCCCAACCCUGACGCGGCUGGAUUUGACCCCUGA
Ceraceosorus guamensis is the source of this 4656-nucleotide messenger RNA. RefSeq lists its product as hypothetical. Gene Ontology annotation, cellular component: peroxisomal membrane; cytosol. The transcript is spliced from 13 exons. The coding region runs from base 1 to 4656 and encodes 1551 amino acids. NCBI's taxonomy places the organism in Eukaryota, Fungi, Basidiomycota, Exobasidiomycetes, Ceraceosorales, Ceraceosoraceae. Gene Ontology annotation, molecular function: protein binding. The record is from RefSeq and is a predicted model, not a curated record. Gene Ontology annotation, biological process: protein import into peroxisome matrix, docking.